AAGCUCUUUGGGAGUGGGGAUCCCCUCAGGAAUGAAAGACAAGUUACAGCCAGGGAGAGUCAGAAGAGAAGGAGUGGCUGUCCUCUUCUACUUUUUUUCCUCUCUGCGUUUUGCAGCAGCACCCUUGAACAGUCCGCAGGCUCCUUAUUUGGGGUUAGGGGCGCCCAGGGGAAAGGAAGCUGGGGCCGCCUGGCGGCAUUCCUCGCCAUAGUGUGGGCUCCGUCUGCCGCGGGGCCCGCAGUACCCCCUGUCUGCGCCAGCACCUGUUGGCCCGCCAGCUGGCGGCCCGCGCCCCCCACACCCCCCGCGCCCCCCGCGCCCGCCCGGCCGCCCGCCCCGCGCCCCUCGCGCCUCCCGCUGGGGGAAAGUGGAGACGGGGAGGGGACAAGCGCUUUCCUCCGGGCCAGCCAGGCCUUCCCUGAGCAGCUCCUGCUUAGCGGCCACUACUACUCAGCCCUGCGUCCUGCCCUGCCUUAGGGCAGGCAUCCAAGCGCUCGGGACUCCGAGCCGCCCUAGCUCUCCCGGCUUCCUGCAGCACUUCGCCGGUACCCGAGGGAACUUCGGUGGCCACCGACUGCAGCAAGGAAGCGGCUCCGCGGUGGAUCCGGGCCAUCCUCGAGUCGCCCCCGCGGCCUCCUUGCCCGCCCGGGACCCGCGCGGCACUCGCAGGGCACGGUCCCCUCCCCCCAGGUGGGGGUGGGGCGCCGCCGACCGCUCUGAUCCGCAGCUUUGUCAUUGAUCCCAAGGUGCUCGCCUCGCUGCCGACCUGGCUUCCAGUCUGGCUCGGCGGGACCCCGAGUCCUCGCCUGUGUCCUGUCCCCCAAACUGACAGGUGCUCCCUGCGAGUCGCCACGACUCAUCGCCGCUCCUCCGCGUCCCCACCCCCUCUUUCCUCCCUCGCCUCCCCCCACCCCCAGCACUUCGGCACAGCUCAGGAUUUGUUUAAACCUUGGGAAACUGGUUCAGGUCCAGGUUUUGCUUUGAUCCUUUUCAAAAACUGGAGACACAGAAGAGGGCUCUAGGAAAAACUUUUGGAUGGGAUUAUGUGGAAACUACCCUGCGAUUCUCCGCUGCCAGAGCCGGCCAGGCGCUUCCACCGCAGCGCAGCCUUUCCCCGGCUGGGCUGAGCCUUGGAGUCGUCGCUUCCCCAGUGCCCGCCGUGAGUGAGCCCUCGCCCCAGUCAGCCAAAUGCUCCUCCUCGGCCUCCUCCUGCUGACAUCUGCCCUGGCCGGCCAGAGAACGGGGACUCGGGCUGAGUCCAACCUGAGCAGCAAAUUGCAGCUCUCCAGCAACAAGGAGCAGAACGGAGUGCAAGAUCCCCGGCAUGAGAGAGUUGUCACUAUAUCUGGUAAUGGGAGCAUCCACAGCCCGAAGUUUCCUCAUACCUAUCCAAGAAAUACGGUGCUGGUAUGGAGAUUAGUUGCAGUAGAUGAAAAUGUGCGGAUCCAGCUGACAUUUGAUGAGAGAUUUGGGCUGGAAGACCCAGAAGAUGAUCUAUGCAAGUAUGAUUUUGUAGAAGUUGAGGAGCCCAGUGAUGGAAGUGUUUUAGGACGCUGGUGUGGUUCUGGGACUGUGCCAGGAAAGCAGACUUCUAAAGGAAAUCAUAUCAGGAUAAGAUUUGUAUCUGAUGAGUAUUUUCCAUCUGAACCUGGAUUCUGCAUCCACUACAGUAUUAUCAUGCCACCGCAAGUCACAGAAACCACAAGUCCAUCAGUGUUGCCCCCUUCAGCUUUGUCAUUGGACCUGCUCAAUAAUGCUGUGACUGCCUUCAGUACCUUGGAAGAACUGAUUCGGUUCCUCGAACCAGAUCGAUGGCAGGUGGACUUGGACAGCCUCUACAAGCCAACAUGGCCGCUUUUGGGCAAAGCUUUCCUGUAUGGGAAAAAAAGCAAAGUGGUAAAUCUGAAUCUUCUCAAAGAAGAGGUAAAACUCUACAGCUGCACACCCCGGAACUUCUCAGUAUCCAUACGGGAAGAACUAAAGAGGACAGAUACCAUAUUCUGGCCAGGUUGUCUCCUGGUCAAGCGCUGCGGAGGAAAUUGUGCCUGUUGUCUCCAUAAUUGCAAUGAAUGUCAAUGUGUCCCACGUAAAGUUACAAAAAAGUACCAUGAGGUCCUUCAGUUGAGACCAAAAAUUGGAGUCAAGGGAUUACAUAAGUCUCUCACUGAUGUGGCCCUGGAGCACCAUGAGGAAUGUGACUGUGUGUGUAGAGGAAACACAGGAGGGUAACUGCACCCUCCACAGCAGCACAUGUCUGCACUGGCAUUCUGUGUCCCCCACCAGCAUCCCCCAUCCCCACCAGCGUUGGCCGCAGGGCUCUCAGCUGCUGAUGCUGGUUAUUGUAAAGAUCUCACUCGUCACCAUCCACAAUCCCAGCCUUCCCCUGCAGGACUUAAAGUGUCUUCUGAAGGACCCAAGGCACCAAGAAGAGUCAGUCACACAGCACUGCCCUUUAGAGGAAGUCCAAACAAUGGUCUUCUGACUGCAGAAACAAAUGAAAUGAAUGUAGAUCGCUAGCAAGCUCCAGAGUGACAGCCUUCCUUUUCCACGGACAGCGUGCUAUAGCUUAGUUGUCGUGAUAUGGGCAAGCGAAGUCAGCACAAGAAAAUGGUGAAAAACGCACACUUGAUUCUGAACAAUGCAGAAAAACUUGGAUGUUCCCCCAUGUUUGCAUAUAUUGAUUUCUACAAACUCAUAGCUUUUAGAGAGCAGCUAUGUUGCUAUGAAUUAAAUAUGCCAUGCUGACAGGAAAGACUGAAUUUUUCCAUGCUUGGCAACUUCUCUGCCGUUUGGAAGAAGAGAGGUACGAUCAUGGUUUGCAGGAAGCACACCUGCACAAAGGAGUGGCCUUCCCUUUCCUUCCCUCUGAGGUGGUUUCCGUGUUUCAUUGUGUACAUUUUUAUAUUCUCUUUUUGACAUUAUAACUGUUGCCUUUUCUAAUCUUGUUAAAUAUUUCUAUUUUUACCAAAGGUAUUUAAUAUUCUUUUUUUAUGACAACCUAGAUCAAUUAUUUUUAGCUUGACAAAUUUUUUUCUAAACAGAAUUGUUAUAGCCAGAAGAACGAAGAUGAUUGAUUUAAAAAAAUCUUGUUGCUCUGACAAAAACAUAUGUAUUUCUUUCUUGUAUGGUGCUAGAGAUUAGAGUCAUCCGUAUUUGAAAAGAUGGAAUGGGGAGAAUUUUAGAAUUGGUAUGUUGCAGGGACAUUUUGAUAACAGCUGAAUCAACAUCAAUUCCCGAUUCUGUUCUUAGAGAUUAAAAUAGAACAGAGCAUGUGUAAACACUCACGUGGAGUCAUUGCUAACCUACCCCUUUCUGUGGGAAAUAGGAGCCUAGCCCAAAGAAACACACCGUCCAGAAACCGUGACUGCAUCCAGGCUCAGUGUUCUGGGUUAUGCUGUGCUGUAUGGACAUAUCCUAUUUAUUUCAAUACUAGGGUUUUAUUACCUUUAAACUCUGCUCCAUACAAUUGUAUUAAUACAUGGAUAUUUUAUGUACAGAAGCAUAUCAUUUAAGGAGUUCACUUAUUGUACUCUUCGGCAAUUGCAAAGAAAAUCAGCAUAAUACAUUGCUUGUAAAAUGCUUAAUCUGUGCCUAAGUUUUGUGGUGACCAUUUGAAUUAAAAUGUAUUGAAACAUCAAAUAAAAGAAUCUGGCUAUU
Apodemus sylvaticus (European woodmouse) is the source of this 3657-nucleotide messenger RNA. RefSeq names its product platelet derived growth factor C (gene Pdgfc). Gene Ontology annotation, molecular function: growth factor activity; platelet-derived growth factor receptor binding. Gene Ontology annotation, cellular component: membrane. Lineage: Eukaryota; Metazoa; Chordata; Mammalia; Rodentia; Muridae. The transcript is spliced from 6 exons. The record is from RefSeq and is a predicted model, not a curated record. The coding region runs from base 1189 to 2229 and encodes 346 amino acids. Gene Ontology annotation, biological process: positive regulation of ERK1 and ERK2 cascade; platelet-derived growth factor receptor signaling pathway; positive regulation of MAP kinase activity.